AUGAGCCACGCCGCCAAAGAAAAGCCGCUGAGGGCUGCCGACUUGUCCUACAGCCGCUCGAGCACGCCUCAACCCGUGCCGAGCGAGACCAGCGUUCUGGCAUCUGAACAGAGCAUCUGUACGGACCACAUGAUUACUGCGACAUGGAAAUACGGAGCCGGAUGGUCUAGCCCUGAGCUGAAGCCUUACGGCCCUCUUAGCCUACAACCAACCGCAUCUUGCCUACACUACGCCACCGAGUGUUUCGAGGGUCUCAAGGCUUACCGUGGCUAUGACGGCAAGCUACGCGUUUUUCGAAUCGACCGCAAUGUUGCUCGACUGCGAACCUCGGCCUCCCGGAUCUCGCUCCCCGUGUUUGAGCCCGAAGAGGUUAAGAAGCUUAUCAUCCGCCUGUUGUCUGUGGAUGCUGCUCGUUGGCUUCCAGAGGGCCAGGCCGGUAGCUUUCUCUAUGUUCGCCCUACCAUCAUCGGCACCUCAGCUCAGCUGGGUGUUCAGGCCCCGAAGGAAGCAAUGCUGUUCAUUGUCCUGGCCUUCAUGCCGCGGCUCGACUUGCCACCGGAGGGCUUACGCCUAUACUCGUCUCCAGAGGAUACGGUGCGAGCUUGGGUCGGUGGGUUUGGGUACGCGAAAAUCGGUGCCAACUAUGGCCCGUCGGUCAUGGCUCUGAAUGAAGCCGCCGCGCGUGGCUACCAUCAAGUUCUAUGGCUCUAUGGUAAGGACGGCGAGUGCACUGAAGCCGGAGGGUGCAACUUCUUCGUUGUCUGGGUCCGCAAGGAUGGCGUCAAGGAGCUGAUUACGGCGCCACUGGACGACAAGACUAUCCUGGAUGGCGUCACAAGGCGUAGCUGCCUUGAGUUGGUCAAAGAGAGACUUGGCCAGAAGAUUCAGGUCACAGAGCGCAAGUUCACGAUCACUGAAGUCAUGGACGCAGCCGCUGGAGGACGUCUUCUGGAGUCAUUCGCUGCAGGUACAGCUUACUUUAUUUCGGCCGUUUCUCGAAUUCACCAUAGAGGAAAAGACAUCGACGUAUCUAUGGGUCAAAGCGGAAAGGGUGGCGAGAUCACGACUGCGAUCAAGACUUGGCUCUCCGAGAUCAUGUAUGGAGAGACGGAACACGAGUGGGCAACGGUCAUGCCUACAGAGGCCUAA
Fusarium vanettenii 77-13-4 is the source of this 1149-nucleotide messenger RNA. RefSeq lists its product as uncharacterized. Lineage: Eukaryota; Fungi; Ascomycota; Sordariomycetes; Hypocreales; Nectriaceae. Gene Ontology annotation, cellular component: mitochondrion. Gene Ontology annotation, molecular function: branched-chain-amino-acid:2-oxoglutarate transaminase activity. The transcript has 2 exons. Gene Ontology annotation, biological process: L-leucine biosynthetic process; L-valine biosynthetic process. Bases 1 to 1149 code for a protein of 382 amino acids. The record is from RefSeq and is a predicted model, not a curated record.